AUGGAUGGCGGCAAAAGCGUCUUGCUAGCAGGUUUGGAAGGCGGCAAGGUUAUCGCAGUUCAUGGCAGCAGGCUGGAGUAUUCAGAACCCGAUUCUCGCUGCCUGCACAGUUGUUGGCGCCACCGGAGCGACUAUUCUGGCAGCCCCCGGCCUUGCAACGGGCCCAAUUCUCUCGAGUAUAGGUUUUACGAUGAGCGGUAUACAAGCAGGGUCUGUGGCUGCAACCGCCCAUAG
This is a messenger RNA of Penicillium brasilianum, 234 nucleotides long. NCBI's taxonomy places the organism in Eukaryota, Fungi, Ascomycota, Eurotiomycetes, Eurotiales, Aspergillaceae. The record is from the annotation of a GenBank genome assembly.